AUGUGGCAGAGAAUUUUUGGUGAGUUGAAUAUUUCUCCUACAUACGUUACUGGAUCGCCUUAUCCGUUUCCAGUCUCAUCCUGCAUUGUACUGUAUGUUCUGGCCACGCUACCGGAUAUUGGUGCUCCGGGUUACUCUUGUGAUGCUGAUCUUAUGAAGAAAAGUAAGAAAGUGCCGACGAAUGUGAACUCGGUUCGACCAGCCGACAUCAAGUUGUUGAUGGCUCUCGGAGACUCUUUGACGGUGGGUGGUCCUUUCAGCUCCUAAGUGAGUGGGAUUAGCGGGUUGGCUAAUGGGGAACAAAAGUGCGGGAAGGAGAUGGACCAGGCGCGAAAAAAAAGAAAUUUUUGCUCAACAAGUGAAGUAAGCUGUCGAGCAACUUAAUGUCUUUGAGAUUGAAUAGGUCGCUUUCUGGAAACUCACCACAUGUCAGCAUAGUUUUUAUCAGACCUGCAACGGCCGAGCCGGGAGACACGUGAAAUUCUCCGGCCUGGCAACCCUAUCCGACCCGGCCCAGCAGAGUCCAAUUUUGUUCAAAAAUGACAAAAAUCUGUUCAAAAGUGACGGACUCUAGUUUUUAUAGACCUUCAAUUGAAUUUUCUCUGAUAAACUUAUUGUGCUCAAAAGUUUACCAACCAGAAAUGAGCCCAUUUCUUAGCCGUCGAAUCUCCCGAAUCCCCAACUUCCCUCAAACUCUCUAAGACCACAUCCUCUGAUUGUUUUCAUCAAUCCACUGGUUGUUUUCUCCAUUUUCCCUUCCCGCCCGUCCCUCUCCGUGCGUCCUCUCAAUAAGUUCUAGUGUUGUUCUUCAGGCAGCAAACGGCGCCGGAGCAGAGGACCCUCUGGCAGUUGUUCUUCAAUAUCGAGGCCUUGCAUUCCAAGCCGGAGGCGAUAAGUCACUCGAUGAGCACGUCACAAUUCCAAGUAGCAUUAGUGUAUAUGAGAACAUGACAUGAUAUGGCCACAUCUUUCAGACAUCCUCAAGAAGUACAACUCGGAUCUGUUUGGAUACUCGAAUGGAAUCGGAUCCCCGAAUGUCUGGGAGAUUGCUCGUUUGAAUGUCGCAAUGCCAGGCGCCAAUGCAAAAGAUUUACCCGGACAGGCUAGGCAGUUGGUCGCCCUUCUUCAACAACAUACAGAGGUCUUAAUAAUGACGUCACCUGGACAAAACCAGCUUGAAUCCACGUGCGUUUCAGGUGGUUAACAUGAAAGAGGAUUGGAAAUUAUUGAACAUUUUCAUCGGCGGCAACGACAUCUGCGGUUACUGUCGCAAACCAGUGGUUAGUGUGUUUCCGCGUUGAUCGCAUUAACCUGACAGUUUUGGCGAGAACAAUAGAUGAGAGGACAGCCGAAAAAACUGACAUGCAUUACAAAACGGUUCAUGAAAACUGUUUAGGACGAUUCUCCUUACAAUUGCGCACAAGACAUCAAACAGGCAGUGCAAAUCAUUUAUGACAACGUCCCACGUGUAAUCGUCUCGUUAACAGGAAUGUUGCAACUCGAGAUGUUGCGACAAACUGAUACCGGUCACUGGUUCUGCGAGCGUUUGCAUCAGUAUGUAGCGGAGAAAUGAAAAUUUCGAGUCUGGCGGCAAACAAAUAAACACUAAUCAUAUUUUCAGUGACGAGUGUGGAUGCGAGAGCAACAAAAACUUCACGGAUGCUGACAUAAUGAAGGUUGAUUCGAAUUUGGAUUACUGUACACGGCGAAUGAUUUCAGGCUUGUUAUGACUAUAACACCUAUGAAAAGCAGAUAGAAACCGAUGGAACCUUUGAGAAAGAUGAUUUCACCUUUGUCGUUCAGCCCUUCUUCAGAGACACUUUGAUCCCGACAAUGGAAGUGAGUUUGGCCGAUCGAACAAGUUUCAGAAAUACCUUGGGGAGAAUGAGAAUCAUGAAUCAUGAAACUUUCUUUUUCAAUAACUCAUGCGAAUGGAAUGCUUUCAGAACGGUAAACCGAGCCAAAUAUUCUUCGCACCGGACUGCUUCCACUUUUCGCAAUGGGGACACGCUCUAGUGAGCACCUACCUCUGGAACAACAUCCUUCAACCAGUGGGAAUGAAGAACACAAUUGCAAACAUGUCCGAGCCGGCUCUUCCUUUGGCGUGUCCUGAUGCGGUACGUUGUCAAAUUCAUCAGAUUUCCACAAUUUGAAACGAUUUCAGACGUGUCCCUUCAUCCGAACUCCAAAGAACAGCCAAGACUGUAGUCAGUAUGUGACCCCGGUGGCCUAA
Molecule: messenger RNA, 2233 nt
Organism: Caenorhabditis sp. 36 PRJEB53466
Lineage: Eukaryota; Metazoa; Nematoda; Chromadorea; Rhabditida; Rhabditidae
Source: the annotation of a GenBank genome assembly